AUGAACGUCUUCAAGCUCCUUUCGCGAUCGUCAAAGGCGGCGCAAAGCUCGCCCGCGCAAAAGCUUCCUUCCUCGGGCGCCGCCGCCAACCCACAGCUGUUUGGCCAUGAUGAACCAGAAAAGCCGUCGCAAACCUCAGAUACGAGUCGGAAACGGAAGCGAGGGCAAAAUCUUGCAGAUCCACCAUCCAGUCCAACUGCAUUGCCCGCAGAUCUCGACUUCUUUGGUGGGGGCGCAAGCAAAGACACCGAGAGUAACGGAGAUGGGCUGUCCAAGAAGCAGAGGAAGAAACUGAAGAAGCAAGAAAUACAGGAGCAGGCGGAGUUGGAAAAUGUAUUGGACGAGAUAGAAGAGGAGCCAUAUAAUGUGGACGAGUGCAAGAGGAUACUGCGUUCGCACAAACUGAAGGUUGCUGUGCUAGAAGACUUUGCGCCGAAAGCAGAAGAGCCGCGCUCAGAGAAGAAGUCAAAGAAGCGGAAGAAGGAGAAGGAUAUCAAGGAGAAGAAGAAGGAAGCACACAAGGCACUCUACCCCCCGACCGCUCACAUCGGAUACAAGCUGCCUACUGAGGUUCAACUUGGAGCAUUGCCACUGUUAUUGGGAAAGAAGGGACGGAGUGAAUCGAACGAUGCUUCGCAGGAAGCCGAGAGCACUUCGGGCGCAGAAUACAACGGGGACAUUGAUCUUCUGACGGUUGCGCCUACGGGUAGCGGAAAGACGAUAGCGUUCCUCAUACCCAUUGUCAAUGCGCUACUUUCCGAGGGCAAACCUGCAGAUGGCCAGCAAGGACCGCGCGCUAUAGUUCUUGCCCCUACACGAGAGCUUGCAGCGCAGAUUGUCAAUGAAGCGAGGAAACUGGCAAAGGGCACAGCAAUAAAGGCUACGCUUAUGAGAAAGGGCAUGCAAGUGGUGAAAGAGUCAGAUAGUGCGAACGAUGAUGUAGUAGGGUCUGCAUCCGAGAAUGAGGAUGAUGAAUCUAGCUCCGAUGAAGAGGAACAGGCAGAACCGAAGAAAAAGCAGGCAGGUCGACGAGCAGAGCUUGUAAAAGCCGCCAUCCUCGUAGCAACGCCUCUCGCCAUACUCAACGCUCUAAAGCGCAGAGAUGGCACCGUCGCGAACCUUCCCAGCGUGUCCCAACUCGUCCUUGACGAAGCCGACGUCCUCCUCGACCCUCUAUUCCGCGACCAGACUCUCGCUCUCUGGAACGCAUGCAGCAACCCCAAACUACGCAUCGGCCUCUGGUCAGCAACAAUGGGCUCCAACAUCGAAAGUCUCACAAUCUCCACCCUCAACUCCCGCUGGACCACCCUUUCCUCAUCCCAGCUGUCCCUCCCCCCACGACCCCCGCUCAUUCGCCUCGUCGUCGGUCUCAAAGACUCAGCCAUACCAAACAUAACCCACCAACUAACCUACGCGGCAACCGAGCCCGGCAAACUCCUGGGCCUCCGGCAACUCCUCCACCCAACAGCCGUAUCCACCAGCUCUACACAACCCACACUCCGCCCCCCUUUCCUCGUCUUUACACAAACCAUCCCCCGCGCCAUCGCCCUGCACUCCGAACUCCUCUACGACAUCCCCCCCGAAGCCGGCGGCAGCACCCGCAUCGCCGUGCUUCACGCCGACCUCUCGUCCUCCGCCCGCGACACGAUAAUGACGCGUUUCCGCAAAGGCGAAAUCUGGGUCCUCAUCACCACGGACCUACUCGCCCGCGGCGUAGAUUUCCGCGGCUUAAACGGCGUGGUGAAUUACGACGUCCCUGCUUCCGCGGCCGCGUACGUGCAUCGUGUAGGUCGGACGGGGCGAGCGGGACGGGAAGGUGGCGUUGCGGUUACGUUUUACACAGAAGAAGAUAUCCCGUAUAUUCGGCUUGUGGCGAAUGUUAUCAAGGCGUCAGAGAAGCUGAGAGGUAACGGGGGUACAGAGGGCGAGGGGAGCGUGAAACAGUGGAUGCUGGAUGCGUUGCCGGUGCCUAGUAAGAGGGAUAAGCAGACGCUGAAGAGGAGGGGCGUUGAGGCGAGACGGAAGGGGAAGGAGGGGGGUAGGAUUAGUAGUAAGAGUGGGUAUGAUAGGAAGAUUGAGAAUAUGAGGAGGGGGAAGAUGGAGAAGGUAAGGAGGGAGAAGAGUGGUGCUGGUGGGGGGAAGAAGAAGGAUGAGAAGGAUGAGGGUAGUACUGGUGCUGGUGGCGAGGAGAGCGGGUUUGAAGGGUUUGAGUAG
Pyrenophora tritici-repentis Pt-1C-BFP is the source of this 2214-nucleotide messenger RNA. The record is from RefSeq and is a predicted model, not a curated record. Lineage: Eukaryota; Fungi; Ascomycota; Dothideomycetes; Pleosporales; Pleosporaceae.